Porites lobata is the source of this 811-nucleotide messenger RNA. Lineage: Eukaryota; Metazoa; Cnidaria; Anthozoa; Scleractinia; Poritidae. The record is from the annotation of a GenBank genome assembly.
AUGUCACAUAAUGGACCAGAAAUUAAGCUUGCUGAUUCUUCGAGAAGUCGGGGAGGUAUUAAGUCAUGUCCACAAGAUUUGCGCGUGUUUAUACCCUUGCUCCUUGCUGGUGCACGGAGACGUUUUGCGAGGAGGAACUUCUGCAACUCAGUGACAAAUAAUUCCAUAAAUAAAUGAUCAUGUAAAUUUGUCUGGAAUCGGGUCAGAAGUGCUCAUUGGUCGAUGGAGAAGUUAAAUUGUUUAGCUAUUACAGACAAAAGAGAAAAGGCCACAGAGAAUGUAAACGUGAUGAAUACAUAACAAAACAGUCUAUAUAUUUUGUGGAAUAUAAUUAUAAUGUAUUCUUCUCUAGAAGAAGCAUUUGAGUUUUGCUUGAGCUCCUUUGCAGAUGAACACAACAAUUUUACUAAAAUCAACCAGGAGAAACGCACAAUUGAACAAAUUAUUUUGCAUUUGGAAGCCCAUGUUUACCAGAUUUAAAAUGUAAACAUUGACUUACAUGUAUGUCUCUGUAUGGAAUUUCUGUCUCGGAGUCGCAGAUGUUCGUCCUCGCAAAACGUCCCCAGCGGAGAGGAGCAAGGAGAAAUGGCUGUUUUUGCAGGCUAUGCUCUGUACAGAGUUGGCCUUGGAAAAUGAUUUUGACAUACUAUCUAUCUCAGAAAACUGGUUCAACUCUUCUGUGGCUAUUGCUACUGUGGAGAUUCCUGGGUACAGGAUCUUUAAGCUCGACCGCUUUGGAAAAACAGGCGCCAACAUCUGUCAAGUCUGCCCUGAAGGUAAAAUUCCUGAAGGAUCUCACAGGAAUAACUGA